This is a messenger RNA of Thamnophis sirtalis, 2107 nucleotides long. RefSeq names its product sterile alpha motif domain containing 14 (gene SAMD14). Gene Ontology annotation, biological process: actin filament organization; calcium-mediated signaling; neuron projection development. Lineage: Eukaryota; Metazoa; Chordata; Lepidosauria; Squamata; Natricidae. The record is from RefSeq and is a predicted model, not a curated record. Gene Ontology annotation, cellular component: dendrite; postsynaptic density; cytoplasm. Gene Ontology annotation, molecular function: actin filament binding.
CCUCCUCCUCCUCUCUUGCUUUACUCUUCUUGUGCUUGGUGGUUUUGAUUCUGGAUGCAGACACUGCAGGAACACGAUAACGAGCAGAACUGCUGGAGGAUUCAGAGAGAUGAUAGGGAGAAGAGAGAAAGACUCGGAAACUGCAGUGAUGAGAUCCUUAGAUCUCUAGGUUUUUGAAGAUGUCUUGGUGCCUCAGAUUGACUUCAACAUGUCUUCCUCCAAACUCCAAGAUGCAGAUGAAAUAUUUGAUUUUAAUGAUGUGAUUCCAGAGACCCAGAGGCUGGAUAGCAGCUUACAGAAGGCCCGUGCCCAACUCUCAGCCAAGGGCAGGAGACAGCGCCCCUCUCGGUCCCGCUUGAGAGACAGUGUCAGCUCAACAGAAGGGGAUGAUAUCCUGGACAAGAAGGUGGGCGAAGGCUGUGGAAGCCCAAUCUAUCACGUGAGAUCCCCUCUCCAUGACUCCCUCCAUGCCUCAUCAUCUCUCUCUAGUUCCUCAGUCUUCACUCGCACCAUUGAGUUUUCCUUUGAUACCCCAACAGUACAGAGGUCUCUGGAACAGGAAGAGCUUUCCUCAUCUCCUCUUAUCCGUUACCGACCCCUGACCAACACCCUCUCCCAGGAGGGCUUAGGGAGCACACCCACCAGCUCCUCACCCAGGUCCUGUCCCAGCUCGGACAGCUCACCUAUCUAUGCACGAAGAGAGAGACAUAGUGAAGAUGACAGCAGGGAUGCUAGUCCUCAAGAACUGGAAAGCCCCACAAUUGGGCUAGACAAGAAAACACGGCGGAAGUUUCUGGAUUUGGGGGUCACCCUCAGGAGAGCAUCUUCUGGGAAAAGCAAAAAAGAGAAAGGAGGCAACCGUCUGUCCAUUGGCAAUAGGGAGUUGAUGGAGGGUUCCAGCCGUUCCUCGGGAUCGCCCUUCAUGCCUUUUUCCUGGUUUACAGACAGCGGGAAAGGCUCAGCCUCUUCAGGCAGCACAGCUUCUCCUACCUCUUCCCCCAAGAACGAGGCCUUCAGCCGCAAGAAAUCUGCCUCCCAGGAAUCCACCUUAAGCGAUGACUCCAGCCCUCCCAGCAGCAGCCCUAAGACCCUGAGCAUGGCUCUGCCAGAGGCCAAGUGCUCCUACCCAUACCAUACACUGUCACAAUCAUCUGAUGAGUUUCUGGAUGAGCCUCUGAGUGCAGUUUCAAUGUGGAGCAGCCAGAAAGUGGGCCAGUGGCUCGAGAGUUUGAACCUGGAACAGUACGUAGCAGAAUUUGCUGCUCAAGAUCUGGAUGGACAACAGUUGCUGCUCCUUGAUGGAGCCAAAUUGAAGGCCCUGGGUGUCAGCAACUCUCACGAUCGGUCUCUUUUAAAGAGAAAGGUAAAGGAGCUGAAUGCAGCAGUCGAGAAAGAGAAGAAAGCCCAGGAAAAGAUGGAGAAACACAAAGAAAAACAGAAAAAGAAAGAACAGGAACAGAGGAAGAGUUAAGCAAAGAGGGCAAGGGGGGAAUUAUCAUUUCUCAGCAUAGGCUUAGACCCAUUUUCCCCUAUUCCUCUGAAGCAUCUCUGGAAUGAAGGGGGAUGGACAUCAGCAUCCAGGAAAAUGGAGGGCAAGAUGCAAGCAUGGUCCUACCAAAGGUUAAGGGCUUGGGUGGGACAUAGGGUGAACUUGAACUUGCUCUGGGGACUAGAUAAUGGUGACACCAGCAGUAGGAGCUUGGCACACCACUAAUGGUGGAUUGGCCACAAGGGACAGAGAGGACAAAAUUGAUGCAAAUAGUGUCUCCUCUACUAUGCCAGGACAAUCCAACUGCACUUUCAGGGGACCAUCAAGACUCCCUCUGCCAAUGGUGCAACAUGGAGAUGGGUGAUGAUGCUAUCUCCCCAGCCCCUGCUCUGUGUAAUACCUUCAGAUGACACGGCUAUCUCUAUAUUUCCCUUUUGAUCUUAUUCCUCUACACAAAAUUGCUCACCUCAAAGGCUUUGAUGGGUUCACACUCUGUGUCAGUUAAGUGCCCCUUCACACCCUCCUGCCAUUACCAGGGGAACACAGCUGCCUUGCAAAACACAAAACGAGAGACACAUAGACAUGCAUGCACACACAUACACAAAACACUCUCAAAAC